This is a messenger RNA of Racocetra persica, 280 nucleotides long. NCBI's taxonomy places the organism in Eukaryota, Fungi, Glomeromycota, Glomeromycetes, Diversisporales, Gigasporaceae. The record is from the annotation of a GenBank genome assembly.
UAAAGAAACGAUUCACAAAGCCAUUCUUCACUAUUUUGGGAAAGCACUCGAGGAAUAGUUCAAUCACUACAAAAAACAAUCCUAAACAUUCGGCUCAAGGGUUAGUCAAUAAUGAGAUUGGGGUCAAUAAGAUCAAGCGAAUUCAGAACUUUAUAGCAGUAACCUUAUCAGAAUCCGUGUACUCCCUCCAUAACAACUCUCAAGAUACUGGGCACGAAUCGGGGAGCAUACGAAGCAGCAGCAAGAAGACAAGGUUGGAUAGUUUAUUGAACAGACUAAG